Messenger RNA from Poeciliopsis prolifica (blackstripe livebearer), 2766 nucleotides. Its product is annotated as DC-STAMP domain-containing protein 2-like. Lineage: Eukaryota; Metazoa; Chordata; Actinopteri; Cyprinodontiformes; Poeciliidae. The record is from RefSeq and is a predicted model, not a curated record. Gene Ontology annotation, cellular component: membrane.
GGGUCAGGGAACAGCUGGAGGUCACUGCGGGUCACGAUGCGCCAUCAUUUAGCGGUUCUGACGAACUGUUGAGCUUCCGGGGCAGAACCUGUGGUCCCCAUGGCAACCGCUUUCCGUUGGUCCCAAAUGAACAAGAUGGAACCAGAGGAGAAACGACACCUGCUGAACCGGGACAUCGCUGUCCAGGUGGAGAGAGGCGGAGCCACACAGACACUCAGAGGACACCUGGACAGGCCCGGUGUGCGCGCUCGCCGCAGAAGGAGGAAACUCGGCGCCCAGCUGGUGCAGGCAGGACGGAGGCUGGUGGCGUUUCUCAUUGGCCUCCUGCUGGCCUUUAUCUAUGGACUGCUGGGCUUCGUGCUGCAGAAACAGCCACUGCGGUUCUGCGUCAACUCCACACUGAUCCUGGCUGGGCUCAUCGCGUUUGGCAUGGGGCUGUCAGUCGGCCUCCGGGCCACCGUCAUGGUCAUGCUGCCCACCUUGUUCUCAGCACGCGGCGUCCUGAUCCUGUUCGUGUCGGUGGUGGUGUCCGGGCCCAUGAGGAACACGAUAGUGAACACGGAGCGGGGCGCUGCCAGCGUGGUGUGCAGCGUCGAGCUGGCAGCCAAUCAGACGAAAGAGCUGAUGCAGAAAGCGGCCACGCCUCUCUUCUCUGCCGUUGAUGAAAUCAGAAAGAUCAGCAGAAACGCGUACGCCAUGGUAGGAAGAGUCCAAAACUUCAUCAAUACGAUGACAGACAGCGUCCGCCAUGUUGCUCGGACCCUGAGGAACGUCCUUCACUUCCUGGUGGACAUUGGAGACAUUUGCAAUGAUAAAAUGGGCGGUCCGUACAGGAAGUGCCGUGAUCUGUUCGCCCAGGGUCGCAAAAACUGUAACAACCUGCUGAAGGAGUUCAACUUCCUUUGUCAAAUCGUAGAUGCCUUCCUGCCGCUUUGCAACCUCGCUCGUGCUGGAGAGCUGUUCUGCAUCAUCCCGUCGUACGUAGCGGCCCACCUGAAGAAGCACCUGGCGGAGCCCACGGUCGCCGCGUUCAGAAUGAUGCACGAGUUCGACUUCAACCUGUCGUCCACGGUGCGCUUCGAGGUGGACACCAACGCCAGCCGCACGCUGCAUCAGGUCUACCAGGACAUCCUGGCCCACAUCUCCGCCGACCUGCAGAAUUUCCAGGUGCUGAGCAAGGUGCUGGCCUACACCAACUUCGUGCUGCUGGGCUUCUCCUUCCUCAGGGCAUUGAUGUACCAGCGCCAGUACCUGCGGGAUCUGCGCUUUGAUAACUUAUACAUUAGCGCUCAGUUUAGAAAGCUGGACCAGCAGGUGGCGUCGGAGGGCGGAGCUUCGGUUCUGCCGCUGACGUGCAGAGAGGCGCAGACCUAUGUGACGCCACUGUCUCUGCGCCUGACGCAGCGGGAGCAGCACGGCAUGCUGGUCCGGAUGGCGGCCGUCUUCAGGCACCUGGUGGCGGGCGGCCUGAUUGUGGCCAUGGACUUCAUGGUGUUCUGGAUCCUGGACCAGGUGCACCACCAGGUGGAGGUGGACGUGGUGGCCAGAGCCCCUUUCCAGGUGGCGGUCCAGGUGAACGGGUCGGGUUACUCCUCCGAUAUCUUCAGAGACCUGGUGGCGUCCUUCAACGUCUUCCAGACAGGAAACAUCACCGUCAUCAGCAGGAAGUGCCUGGUGGAGCCUCAGGAACCCGACCACAAAAUCAACUUCCUGCUCGGCUUCCUGCUGGGUAUGGCUGCGGUCAUCUCUCUGUUCAGCGGAUUCGUUCAGCGCUUCAAACGGAUCGCCUGUGCUUUUUAUUAUCCGGAUCAGGAGCAGCAGAGGAUCCGGUUCCUGCACCAGCACAUCCUGAGCGAGAGGCUAUCGGUGGGCCGGGCCCUGAGGGGGUCUGUGAUCCGACACCUGGCCGACCGGGCCGCCGGCGCCGGCACCAGUUACAUGCAGGCGCUGCUCAGGCGGCUCCCAGGUGGAGGCUACCUGUCCUCCCUCACUGGCUCCGCCCCCCUCACCUGUCUGGGCUGCAGCAACACCGUCAGGAAGAAGGAAGCCGGCGUCUGCGACGUCUCGGGAUGCACAGGCGUUUUCUGUCGGAUGUGUUUCCACAGCCUGGGAAACGUCUGCGCCGUCUGCAGGCGACCUCUGACCUCCCUGGAAGAUGGCGAGGAGGAGCUAGACUCCAGCGACGAUGAGCAGCUCACCGUGAGGUCCGAGGUCCUGAACCGCAGUGAUGACAUCAGCGCCUCCAGUGAAGUAGACAUGGCGUACCAGGACCGGUCCGCGUCUUCGGAUUCCGACAGCGACUCCGACGCCUCAGAAGUCCUCGCUGAGAUCGGCGUUCAGUCGCCGGGUCGUCAUGGACACCAACAGUCUGGUGGAGCAAAAACUGAAUGUUUUGUACAAUAAACAUAUUUUUACCUUCAGCUGAACUCCGUAGAAAAGACCGAACGCUGCCACAUCUAAACAUUAUUUUAAUUCUCCUUUUAUAAACUCCUGGACAUUCAGGUGGAUCUGAAUCCAUGUUGGGAAAAGUCUGUCCUGUUGAUUCUGAUCCGACCCGGUUUGGAUUCUGGACUCUGUUUCAGAAUUCUAGAUGUGUGAGAAGAGGAAACCAGAGAGAACUGUGAUGCUGCGGCUUCCUGUGAUGCUGCGGCUUCCUGUGAUGCUGCAGUUUCCUGUGAUGCUGCAGUUUCCUGUGAUGCUGCCGGUUCCUGUGAUGCUGCAGUUUCCUGUGAUGCUGCAGCUUCCUGUGAUGCUGCAGCUUCCUGU